UGGACUGAAGGAUGACCGCCAAAACUGGCAAAGGGAAAUAGGAUCAGUGGGAAUAUCCGGUGAGAAGAUAGUACAGUCAUCAAGGAUGGAAGAAGGGUCAGGUUGGGCUCUGACUCAAGUUCCGACAUUGCUGUUGCUGUUGCUGUCGUUUCGCUCGCUGUCGUCGUCGUCGAUUGCUGUUGUCGCUGUUGUCGCUGUUGUUGCCGUUGCCGGUAGCAUCAUUGGAGCCUGGGGCCUACGUGUGAUAGACCUGGUGUAGUAUCGGGAUUAUUCUCUACCCACUUUGCUCUGUAUAUCAUGACCUGGCCCUCAGAGUCAAAGGCAGGGGCACCGUUGACCAACAAUUGGUGGUUGAUAGAUUUGUCAGAUAUAAACGCACCAAAGGCCGGCCUUUGCCAAUGUUUCGGGCGGCGAGCCACAAGCUCUGUUGCCUCCUCCACCUGUUCAGCUUUGGACAUAUGCUCUUGUUUCCAACCUGCUGCAAUUCGAAUACUAGCCAUAGUUGCAUUAUCGGGCGUCACAUCGUUGCAAGUGUCGAAUAUGGCAGCAUGGCACCACAAUAUGAAGUUUCGUACUUCGUACAGGGCAUCAUCGUCCAAGUUGACAAGACCUGCAUAUCCAAGACUGGCCGGCCGUGAUUCAAUGUCUCAUUAUUGGCUCGUCGAGGAGUUGUGGACCAAACGUUUGAUCUGUCACCUUCCCCCUGCGAAUCCCCAGCGCUUGCAAGCGCCCGCUCAUCCCAAACUGGCUGGGACGGGGAUAGCUGAGAUCACUGGGAUUGGAUGUGAAGGUGCACGGAUGCCGGCCGGUCUAUUUUUGAUGUUGUGAUGGGCUUGGGGGCCGGAGAGACGGGGGAAGAAAGGACGGUCAACCUCGGUGUAACAUCAGAUAAUGAUGUUAAAAUAGCUGCAAUAUAGGGGAUUAAGCGCUGUUCUAUUAUGGUCGCCGUGAGGUGAGAGAUUUCCAUUUUAAGAGCGCUGGGGAGAGAGAUGACAGGGAAUCGGCAUGGUAGCUGUGCUGUACGAUACGGUGCCUUCAUCAUAGUGCAGCACACAGAUACUGUGCCUGUCUGUGUCUGUCUCGGGGUUGUCCAAAGAAGGCGCACUGUGCAUACUGAACUAGAGAGAAUAUGUUGGUAUGUUGGUGAGGUUGCAUCCCCGGCCUGUUGGAAGUGGAGAACCUGCUUGUUUACUGGGCCUCACCUCCACAGGUGGCGGCCUGUUUCAGCGGCGGUGCUUAAUUGUUUAUUUUCGACCAUCUGUCGUUGUUUUGAUCGCCCUGUUUUUGGUUCUUGGGGAAUUCGUUUCAAGAUCUGCGCCGUGCCAGUGUGCCUUGCGCUUUCUUAUAGAUAUCCCCUCUUUCUGCCUCCUCGUUUCGAACUCCAUCCGUAACUUUUCACUAGGUCUGCGGCUUCAUUACUUUCCUUCAUUUUGGGUAUUUGGUCUGGAUUGUCUUUCAAGCCACCCACGGAGCUUUUACUAUCUCCCUCACACUUGCUCUUAAAGAACCGCCUCCGCAAAGGAAAUACCCAUACAGUCAAUAUGGCUAUCCAAAAAUCCCGCAUCUCCGGGCCCGUUGGAGUCGCUCCUACGCCGAAGGUGAAGGCAAAUGCACUCCCUUUACAACACACCGAGGCAUUCGAAUACAUCUCCUCACGCUUGAUCCGGAAACACAUCAACCUCUCCCUAGUCCUCGUGAGAGAAGACACCCCGCUGCCCGCCGCUCCCAGCCCACCUCUCGAGCCGGAGUCUCCUUCUUCACCGACCUCAUCAUUCUUCAGCCGUCUCUCACCAACUCAAUCCUCCUCAUCUGUCUCGUUGGCCUCCUCUGCCUCCUCUGCCACACCAUCAUGGCCACUAUCAACGCCAUCCUCGCCCGUCUCCCCGCGCUCACCACGCUCCCUCUUCUCUCCCCGCAUCUUCUCGCUACCCUCCUCACCACUAUCACCACGCUCCCUCUUCUCUCCCCGCAUCUUCUCGCUACCCUCCUCACCACUAUCACCACGCUCCCCAACACACUCCAUGCACUCAACCGGGACAUCCAUCAGCACCAUCCCGCCCCUCACCAUCCCCAGCACCCCCCACCCCGUCAUCACCCUCCUCCACGCCAUCCCCCCCACCCCCAAAGCCGCCGCAACCCUCACAAAAAUCCUGCACAAAGCCUCCCUCCGCUUCCCCUUCCGCUUCGCCGUCCCCGCCGCCCAACCAACCCUCACCCACCGCUCCCUCCACCAAAACACCAUCCUCUUCUCCUCCGAAGGCCUCACAAUCCUCUCCCUCGACCGCAUCUACACCCUCAAGCACGCCCUGGCAACCUACUCCCGCCUCCUCUCGACCGGUGCCUCCGCCCCCGCCAUCGCCCUCGCGCUCGCCCGCGCCCUCAGCGAGCUCCGCGCUCUCAUAUUCGCACAGUCCGGCAGGCCCGUCGCGAACACCUACCUCCAGCGCGCAUACGACCAUCUGCGCGUCUCGCCGUUCGCGCUGCGGCUUGUGAAUGCCGCGUUCGCGGCGCUGUAUAAGGGGGCCCAGGUGCCGAUUUCGGGAGUGCCAGAAGAGGCGCUGAGGCUGGCGGCGCCGCCGACGCCGAGGGAGAGGAGGGAGAGGGAGAGCGGGGCGACGGUGAGGAGUUGUAGGGGGCCGUAUUGUAGGGGGCCUGUUACGCCGGGGGGGUGGGGGGAUAUUACGCCGGUGACGAGGGGGGAGUGGGGGUUUGUGGUUGGGGGGUGGAAGGGGAGGGGGGCGGUGGAAACUUGUUAG
Pseudogymnoascus destructans is the source of this 2756-nucleotide messenger RNA. RefSeq lists its product as uncharacterized. The transcript is spliced from 3 exons. The record is from RefSeq and is a predicted model, not a curated record. Bases 1542 to 2756 code for a protein of 404 amino acids. NCBI's taxonomy places the organism in Eukaryota, Fungi, Ascomycota, Leotiomycetes, Thelebolales, Thelebolaceae.